This is a messenger RNA of Beauveria bassiana ARSEF 2860, 663 nucleotides long. RefSeq names its product transposase-like protein. Gene Ontology annotation, molecular function: protein dimerization activity. The coding region runs from base 1 to 663 and encodes 220 amino acids. Lineage: Eukaryota; Fungi; Ascomycota; Sordariomycetes; Hypocreales; Cordycipitaceae. The transcript has a single exon. The record is from RefSeq and is a predicted model, not a curated record.
AUGGCGCCGUGUGUUGAGGCUGGGUGGGCAAAACUGGACGCUUAUUACACGCUGACAGACCGUUAUUCUGUGUAUGUUGCAGCAAUUGUCCUCAGCCCUCAUCGAAAAUGGCACUGCUUCGACGCUGCGUGGGAGGACCAUCCGGAGUGGGUUGAAAGUAGCAAGGCUGCCGUAGAAGCCCUCUGGAAGACUCGCUACGGGCCCGUCACCAAGCCGGCUGAGUCGCAAGCUCAUGCGCUGGUGGACAAGCCGCCAGUAAAGAAUUCGUUUCUCGCUUGGGAGGACGAGCGGGAGGACCUUGAACUUCCUACCCAAUUUGAUGAGUACCAAAACUAUAUAUCAGCCCCGAGAAUCAAGGUCAAGGAUGUACGAAAGUGGUGGCUUGAGGAUACGCAGCAAAUGCUCUAUCCCAACCUUUCCAAAAUGGCGCUAGAUCUCUUGUCCAUUUCAGCAAUGUCUGCCGAACCGGAGCGCCUCUUCUCUGACACGAAAAUCACCCUCCAAGAUCGCAGAAAUAGGCUGGGGAUUGGCAUAAUCGAGGCAAUUGAGUGCAUAAAGUCGUGGUCGCGCUCUCAUAAAGUGGCUUGGGUAGAUGACGUCGGCCUUACCCUAGAUACAUCGGUCACGGGAGAAGAGGAAAACAGGGCUUCGCAAGCAAAGUAG